Messenger RNA from Durotheca rogersii, 1725 nucleotides. RefSeq names its product putative sulfate adenylyltransferase. Lineage: Eukaryota; Fungi; Ascomycota; Sordariomycetes; Xylariales; Xylariaceae. The record is from RefSeq and is a predicted model, not a curated record. The transcript has 5 exons. Gene Ontology annotation, cellular component: cytoplasm. Gene Ontology annotation, biological process: sulfur amino acid metabolic process. Gene Ontology annotation, molecular function: adenylylsulfate kinase activity; sulfate adenylyltransferase (ATP) activity; ATP binding. The coding region runs from base 1 to 1725 and encodes 574 amino acids.
AUGGCGAACUCUCCUCACGGUGGUGUCCUCAAGGAUCUCAUCGCACGAGACCUUCCGAGACAGGCAGAGCUGGAGGCCGAGGCCGAGCGCCUUCCUGCUAUCACUUUGACCGAGAGGCAGCUCUGUGACCUCGAAUUGAUCCUCAAUGGCGGUUUCUCGCCCCUCGAAGGUUUCAUGAAUGAGGCCGAUUAUAACGGUGUCGUAAAAGAAAACAGGCUGUCUGAUGGCGUUUUGUUCAGCAUACCGAUCACUCUAGACUUGUCUGGGGAGACGAUCCAAGACCUGGGCCUCAAGCCGGGCGUCCGUGUGACCCUGCGUGACCUGCGUGACGACAGGAGUCUUGCCAUUCUGACGGUGGAUGAUAUUUACAAACCCGACAAGGUCCGCGAGGCUAAGGAGGUCUUCGGGAGCGACGACGAGGCCCACCCAGCCAUUAAAUACCUCUUCAGGACCGCCGCCGAGUUUUACGUAGGAGGUAAAGUAGAUGCGGUCAACCGCUUGCAGCAUUAUGACUUUGUCGACCUCCGAUAUACGCCGGCCGAGCUUCGAUUGCAUUUCGACAAGCUUGGUUGGAGUCGAGUCGUCGCCUUCCAGACGAGAAAUCCUAUGCACCGCGCGCACCGAGAGUUGACGGUCCGCGCUGCCCGCUCACACUAUGCCAACGUGCUCAUCCACCCGGUCGUGGGCUUGACCAAACCUGGAGACAUUGACCAUUUCACCAGAGUACGCGUCUACAAGGCGCUCUUGCCAAGAUACCCUAAUGGCAUGGCGGUCUUGGGCUUGCUCCCGUUGGCUAUGCGAAUGGGUGGCCCCCGUGAAGCCAUCUGGCACGCCAUCAUCCGCAAGAAUCACGGCGCAACUCACUUUAUCGUCGGUCGCGACCACGCUGGCCCGGGAAAGAACAGCCAGGGUGUCGACUUCUACGGACCCUACGAUGCCCAGUACGCGGUAGAGAAAUACCGCGAUGAGCUUGGCAUCGAGGUCGUGCCGUUCCAGAUGAUGACCUACCUGCCCGAUAAAGACGAGUAUGCCCCCGUCGAUGAAAUCCCGAAAGAUGCUCGGACGCUAAACAUUUCCGGCACCGAGCUGCGCUCGAGACUGAGGAGUGGCCGGGAUAUCCCCGAAUGGUUUUCGUAUCCUGAGGUCGUCAAAGUGUUGCGUGAGUCGCAUCCACCGCGGGCAGCUCAAGGGUUCACAGUCUUCUUGACGGGGUACACAAACAGUGGCAAGGACCAGAUCGCGAGGGCUUUACAGGUUACCCUUAACCAGCAAGGUGGAAGAUCAGUUUCGAUGCUUCUUGGUGAGACGGUGAGGCAUGAGCUAUCAUCUGAGCUGGGAUUCAGCAAAGAAGAUCGUAGCAAAAAUAUUGCGCGGAUCGCCUUCGUGGCGGCUGAGUUAACCAGGUCUGGUGCUGCCGUUAUCGCUGCCCCCAUUGCGCCGUUCAACCAGGACCGAGAGGCUGCUAAGGAGGCCGUCGAGAAGUACGGCGACUUCUACCUCGUCCACGUGGCGACACCAUUGGAACAUUGCGAAAAGACGGACAAGCGAGGAAUCUACGCCAAAGCCCGCGCUGGAGAAAUCAAGGGCUUCACUGGGGUUGACGACCCGUACGAGGCUCCUUCAAAGCCAGAUCUGGUAGUCGACUGCGAGAAGCAGACGGUACGAUCCAUUGUACAUCAGAUCGUACUCCUGCUGGAGAGUCGUGGGUUACUAGACCGGCUAUGA